CAAUUGCCGGUUAUCGGCAGUACUUUCCUUACGCUGUGACAGCGUGAGGAAAGUGCUGCCGAUAACUGGCAACUGCAUUUACCGGUGAUGUGCUGUGUCAUUGGCCUUUUACCACAUCACGUGAUCAGCUGUGUCCAGCGGGGAUCGGCACCGAUCAUCAGGGCACUGAUGAUCAGUGCCCUGAUGAUCGGUGCCCAGCAGUGCCACCCGCAAGUUCCGCUCACCUGUGCCCAGCAGUGCGCCCACUAGCUCCGCCCACCUGUGCCCAGCAGAUCACCCACCUGUGCCCAGCAGUGCACCCACCUGUGCCCAGCAGUGCACCCACCUGUGCCACUCUGCAGUGUCACACACCUGUGCCCAGAAGUGCCACCUACCUGUGCCCAGCA
Messenger RNA from Staurois parvus, 386 nucleotides. Lineage: Eukaryota; Metazoa; Chordata; Amphibia; Anura; Ranidae. The record is from the annotation of a GenBank genome assembly.